This is a messenger RNA of Magnusiomyces paraingens, 942 nucleotides long. RefSeq lists its product as uncharacterized. The record is from RefSeq and is a predicted model, not a curated record. Gene Ontology annotation, biological process: DNA replication; DNA strand elongation involved in DNA replication. Gene Ontology annotation, molecular function: DNA binding. Gene Ontology annotation, cellular component: delta DNA polymerase complex. The transcript has 2 exons. NCBI's taxonomy places the organism in Eukaryota, Fungi, Ascomycota, Dipodascomycetes, Dipodascales, Dipodascaceae. The coding region runs from base 1 to 942 and encodes 313 amino acids.
AUGAAAUUAAAACCUAGCAUUUUUGAUGAGAUUUCAUCGUCGUAUUUCGGCGCCCCUCCGCCCCCCCCUCCGAAAUACACUGAUGCCACUAAUGAUGAAACAUAUUUAGAAGAUGAAUCUGGCAGAGUGAGACUUGUUGGUUCUUUGAUUGAAAACAGCCUUCUUGUCACGGGAUGUGUUGCUGCAAUUUUGGGACGCGAACUUCCUUCCGGUGAUUUUGAAGUAUUGGACAUUAGAUUUACUGAAUAUGCACCUCAACAACCCAUACCUGAGGUUUCUUAUAAGAAAGCUCAAUAUGUUGCAAUUAUUUCCGGCCUAUCCAUAGACAAUAGUGCUAAUAACGAAAAUUAUCUCCAACCUUUAGUUGAGUUUUUUAAUGGGGAGCUUGGAGGAGAUGAGGAUCGUAAGCUCUCUUCUAAUAUUGUACAUCUCAUUAUUGCUGGAAACUCGCUAAAUACAAAAACUGAUGUUGAUUCAAAUAUAUCAGAUGAACAAUCUGCUAGUGAAAUUCCAAAAAUUCCAUUGAAAAAAAUAAAUGACUUUUCUAGAAUUGCUUCAGAUCCAUUAAAGCGCCUUGAUCAAUUAAUUAAGGAUAUUGCAUUUUGUAUUCCUACUUCUAUCAUGCCUGGAGAAUUCGAUUUUUCUAAUCUUACCUUACCACAACAACCACUUCACAAAGCUUUUUUUCAUUUAAGCCGAGAACUAAAACCAUUCAACUCGUUUUUCAACAUUACCAACCCCAGUUAUUGGUCGUUUAAUGGUAUCACGUUAUUGGGUGACUCUGGUCAACCAAUUAAUGAUAUGUAUAAAUAUUUACAUGAAUACGAUAUUGACCGUUUAGACUUGAUGAAUCAAUGCUUACGCUGGCAAACGAUCGCACCAACCGCACCUGACACAUUAGGUAAGUUUUUGAAAAUUGCUGCGAGAAAAGAAAAAUCGUAG